Debaryomyces fabryi is the source of this 1419-nucleotide messenger RNA. It is a transcript of the gene UGA1, whose product is annotated as 4-aminobutyrate transaminase. NCBI's taxonomy places the organism in Eukaryota, Fungi, Ascomycota, Pichiomycetes, Serinales, Debaryomycetaceae. The transcript has a single exon. The coding region runs from base 1 to 1419 and encodes 472 amino acids. Gene Ontology annotation, cellular component: mitochondrion. Gene Ontology annotation, molecular function: pyridoxal phosphate binding. The record is from RefSeq and is a predicted model, not a curated record. Gene Ontology annotation, biological process: GABA catabolic process.
AUGUCCAUUUGUGAGAAAUAUUUUCCAAACGAACCAGAAAAACCAGUCGUUAAGACUUCAUCAUUCCCAGGGCCUGCAUCCCAAGAGGGUAUCAAGACUUUGAAUAAGGUCUUUGAUAGCAGACCAGCAUACUUCAUAACUGAUUACGAAAAGUCAGUUGGUAACUACAUUGUCGAUGCUGAUGGCAAUGCCUACUUAGAUGUCUAUGCUCAAAUCGCAUCCAUCGGGUUAGGAUACAAUAACCCAGCGUUAAUUGAGGCGGCCAAGUCCGAUAAGAUGAUCAGAGCAAUUGUGGACCGUCCAGCCCUUGGUAACUUUCCAGGUACUGAUACUGCAGAAAUUAUCGAGGAUUUAUUGAAGGCGGCUCCAAAGGGUCAAGAUAAGGUUUGGUCCGGGUUAUCUGGAGCCGAUGCCAACGAAUUGGCAUUCAAGGCGGCAUUCAUGUGGUACCAAGGUAAGAAGAGAGGAUUCAAUACUCCAUUUACUGCUGAAGAAAACGAAUCAGUCAUGAAGAACGAGCAGCCAGGUAGUCCAGAAUUGGCCAUUCUUUCAUUCAAGAGGGCAUUCCAUGGUAGAUUAUUCGCCAGUGGUUCAACCACCUGCUCCAAGCCAAUUCACAAGUUGGACUUCCCUGCAUUCAAAUGGCCAAAAGCUGAAUACCCAUCGUACAAGUACCCAUUAGAUAAGCACGUUGAAGAAAAUAAGAAGGAAGACGAACGUUGUCUUAAAAUCGUCGAUGAAAUCUUUUCUACUAACAACAUUCCUAUUGCCGCUUUGCUCAUCGAACCAAUUCAAUCUGAAGGUGGUGACAACCAUGGUUCAAACGAGUUUUUCCAAGGAUUGAGAGACUUGACUUUGAAACACGGUGCCUUAAUGAUCGUUGACGAAGUCCAAACUGGUGUUGGUGCUACAGGUAAAUUCUGGUGUCACGAACAUUUCAACUUGUCUUCACCUCCGGACAUGGUUACUUUCUCUAAGAAGUUCCAAUCGGCUGGUUAUUACUUCCACAACCCAGAAAUUGUUCCAAGCACUGCAUACCGUCAGUUCAGCACCUGGUGUGGUGAUCCAGCUAGAAUGAUCUUAGCUGGUGCCAUUUGUCAAGAAGUCAUAAAGAAUGAUUUACCAGCAAAGGCCCAAAAAGUCGGUAGCUACUUGUUCUCCAAGUUGGAAGCCUUACAAGCCAAAUACCCUAAAUAUCUUAUUGACUUGAGAGGUAAAGACAGAGCUACUUUUAUUGCUUGGUCUUUCGACACUGGUGCUACUCGUGACCAAUUUUUAAAGGACAUGAAGUCUGUCGGUAUUAAUAUGGGUGGGUGUGCUGAAACCUCAGUUAGAUUAAGACCUACCUUAGUGUUCGAAGAGAAGCAUGCCGACAUCUUCGUUGCUGCCGUUGAACAGGUUUUAUCUAGCUACAAGUAA